Molecule: messenger RNA, 1197 nt
Organism: Daphnia pulicaria
Lineage: Eukaryota; Metazoa; Arthropoda; Branchiopoda; Diplostraca; Daphniidae
Exons: 1
Coding region: 1-1197 (398 amino acids)
Source: RefSeq, a predicted model, not a curated record
AUGUACAGCCGGAUCAGGUUAAAUGCGGCGGACCGCCACUAUCAUCGCUUCAUGUGGCCGGAAGAGGACGGUUCCAUCACCACCUGUGAGAUGACGCGGGUGAUGUUUGGUGUCUCUUGUUCUCCCUUUGUAUCAAUCAGGACCAUGUGGCGAGUGGCAGAAGAUUCCGGACCGGAACUGAAAGGAGCAACCGAAGCAAUCCAAAACUGUUUUUAUGUUGAUGACUAUUUGGGUUCAGCGCGCAGCACAGAGGAAGCUGUCACCGUAACCACCACGGUAUCAAGAGCAUUGGCCAGUGGGGAUUUUCAUCUAGGAGGUUGGGCUUCCAAUGACCCAGCCGUGUUAGAUGCCAUCCAGCCAGCUUCUGGAGUGAAGGAGAAGAUGGACGGAGGCGCUCAGGACCUUGGCGCAGAUGAAUUGGAAACUGUGUUGGGGAUUACCUGGCGCCCUUCCUCCGACCAGCUCGGUUUUCGUGUUAAAGAAAAGGAGGUGAUCUUCACACGCGUGGGAUUGGCGUCGAUGGUUGCUGGACAAUUCGACCCCCAAGGAACGGCCGCUCCGAUGACAAUCAAGGGUAAAAUUCGUCUUCGUGAGCUGGGCGUCCGCGGACUAGACUGGACAGAAUCAGUCAAUGAAAAGGACCGCGAAUGGUGGGCGCAAUAUUUCCAGACCAUUCAACAACUCAAAGACGUUGAGUUCCCGCGCUGUCUGUUUGAAGAGGAAGAAGACAUCGUCCGUUCAGAGCUGCACACGUUCGCCGAUGCCUCGGAGGAAGCAUGUGCUGCCGUUUGUUAUCUCCGCAACUGCUACAAGGAUGGCCGAGUGAUUGUGCGCCAUGUCAAAGCGACGACAAAAUUGGCCCCUCUGAAGACUGUGUCUGUGUGUAAAUUGGAAUUAACGGCGGCGCUUUUAGGCGCCCGACUCGCGCGUUUUGUGAAAGAGGCGUUGACUAGAAAAAUGGACGCUCAUUUUUAUUGGACAGAUAGUAGUACCGUCAGAAAUUGGGUGCGUGCCACUUCUGCCCAGUAUCAAGUGUAUGUGAGCCACCGUAUUGGUGAAAUACAAACUCUAACUGAAGCACACGAAUGGCGAUUUGUCCCUGGACGGCUCAACCCGGCGGAUGCAGCAACUCGAUCAGUUUUUAGAGGCCGAAGCCAUUCCUGGCUAUUGGUUAAAUGGACCUGCAUUUUUAUAUGA